Molecule: messenger RNA, 1626 nt
Organism: Physcomitrium patens
Lineage: Eukaryota; Viridiplantae; Streptophyta; Bryopsida; Funariales; Funariaceae
Product: formiminotransferase cyclodeaminase-like protein
Molecular function (GO): folic acid binding; transferase activity
Source: RefSeq, a predicted model, not a curated record
GACAGAUGCGUCGCGCAAUCCGCCGUCGAUGAUUGAUUUUGAAAACGACAGAGUCGAUCUGCAUCAUUGGUAUGCGGAUUCCAGAUUGGAUGAACUACAUACUGCACUCAAGCACUUGAAGAAUUUCGAAGAUUAUCUGCAAGUCCAGGCUAUGAAGCUGCUGGGAUUGGCUCGGAAUUCGCUACUGUUCCUCCUCAUUUCUCGCAAUUUCAGCAUCUCCCAGCAUUAAGUUCGUGACUGUUCCUAUGAUUCGUCUUUGCUGAAAUUCAAAUGCGAGUUUUGUUAUCAGGUUCUGUCAGGUAUCCGUGUGCUCAUGUGCAGCGGGUCAUGGAUAAGAUUGUACAGAAGCAGCGAUUGUUGGCUAUUGUCUUCGCCUGAACAGAGUAGACGAAACUGACCGUCUUGAAUUAGACUCCCAAAUAACACCGGUAAUGGCUAUGGCUGCACAACCUCUGAGGCGCUUGCAUCUCGCGUGCUGCAAAAUUUACAUUUCCGACACUCGAAAUGCGGCUGCGUUGCAAGAAAUUGAGUCUACUUUCCGCGCGCAUCCAGAGGCACCUCUUCUGCACGUUUUUGAGGACCACGAAUACAAUAGAGUGGGUUAUACUCUUGCAGGCUCGGUCUGUAGUUCUGAGUCGCGCAAUGCAAGAACACCUCUGCAGUCGGCAGUCACGGAUGUUGUGCGGACGGCAUUGCGGACCAUCGAUUUGAGGCAACAUUCAGGAAGUCAUCCCCGACUGGGAGUUGUGGAUCACAUUUGCACGCAUCCACUCGGUACGGCGACCAUGACUGACACAACAGCAAUCGCAGAAGGGAUUGCUUCUGAAAUUGGUCAAGAACUUAAAGUUCCUGCUUUCUUGUAUGGAGCUGCCCAUCGGAACGGAAGACCAUUGGACGACAUUCGGCGUGCUCUUGGUUAUUUCCAACCCAGCAACGGAGGUCUUUGGAUUGGUUCAAACAUUUUCCCUGCUACUAUGCAACCAGAUUUUGGACCAAGAGUUGCACCGCCUAGUAGCGGUAUCGUAGUUGUUGGAGCUUGUCCCUGGGUAAUGAAUUACAAUGUUCCGCUGACAACGAUAGACUUAGACAAGGGAAAACGCAUAGCAAGAAAAGUGAGUGAACGAGGAGGUGGUUUGGCCAAAGUGCAAGCCAUGGCCUUACUGCAUGGCACCGAUUGCAUUGAAAUUGCAUGUAAUUUGCUGGAUACGGAUGUUUCAAAUCCACAGGCAGUGCAACAUUUGGUUGCAGCGCUUGCAGCCAAAGAAGGAGUUCAAGCUAGUAAUGGAUAUCUAACUGGUCAUUCGAAGGAGGAUAUCCUCCGAUUAGCCUCGGAGAAGCUCAAUGCUCUCGACGAGAAAUUGUAGGAAAAUUAUAGGCUGAACAUGCAUAUUGCACUGCAUAAGAAUGAGAGCUGCAACGGAUGAUUGUAAGGCCUUGGUGGGCGAAGUAAAUGCAGCAAGGCAGUUCGAUAUAUCCUUCGCAACAAAUCCGUCUACAACAAUCAGUGGACGAAUUAUCUAGAAAUACCAGACCUAAUGCAGUAAUAGACAAUUACUCGAAAUACUCUUGCAAGCUUGAAUAGUUUUAUGAUAUUUCCCAGUAAAUAAGACAUCAAGUACUACACAA